Messenger RNA from Saccostrea cuccullata (small rock oyster), 525 nucleotides. Its product is annotated as low molecular weight phosphotyrosine protein phosphatase-like. Gene Ontology annotation, molecular function: non-membrane spanning protein tyrosine phosphatase activity; acid phosphatase activity. The coding region runs from base 32 to 505 and encodes 157 amino acids. The transcript is spliced from 6 exons. Gene Ontology annotation, cellular component: cytoplasm. The record is from RefSeq and is a predicted model, not a curated record. Gene Ontology annotation, biological process: protein dephosphorylation. NCBI's taxonomy places the organism in Eukaryota, Metazoa, Mollusca, Bivalvia, Ostreida, Ostreidae.
UUCAACGUAACCUCGAUCCCGAGGUUUAAAAAUGGCGAAAAAGUCUGUCCUUUUCAUUUGCCUGGGUAAUAUUUGUAGAUCACCCAUUUCAGAGGCAUUGUUUGUAGACUUAUUAGAAAAGAAAGGAGAAAGGGAUUCAUGGAAAGUAGACAGUGCUGCGAUUAUAGAUAUGCAUGUAGGGAAAAAUCCAGACAAAAGAACAACCAGAACACUACAGAAAAACGGCAUCACCUCUUACAGCCACAAGUGUAGACAGAUCAGAACUGCAGACUUCUCAGACUUUGAUUACAUAGUUGGUAUGGAUGAUGAUAAUAUGGGUGAUUUAAAUGAUUUGAAACCUAAGAACUGUAGAGCUAAGCUGGUUAUGUUUGGUGACUAUGACACAGAUGGCAGUAAGACAUAUGUAGAGGAUCCUUAUUAUAGUGAUGAUAUACAAGCCUUCCAAGAUGUGUAUGACAAAGUCUACCGAUGCUGUCGAGGGUUUUAUGAUAGUGUAACAUCAUGAGAAUUUUAAGACUACUCAAA